CUAGCGAGCACGAUGGUACCUCUAAUUAUUUUGGUACUGUCGCUGGCGCUAUCUAAUGGCGAAUAUACCGAUCCUCAUUGUAAUGGUAAACAAGUCAUAGUUCAUCUGUUUGAAUGGAAAUGGACAGAUAUUGCAAAUGAAUGUGAACGCUAUUUAUCUCAUAAAGGAUACUGUGGAGUUCAGGUAUCUCCACCUAAUGAACACACUAUAAUAACUAAAGAAUAUCCCAGACCCUGGUGGGAGAGAUACCAACCUGUUAGUUAUAUACUACAUAGUCGAAGUGGUAAUGAAGCUCAAUUUAAAGACAUGGUGCAAAGAUGUAAAGCAGUUGGGGUCAGAAUCUAUGUAGACAGUGUGGUCAAUCACAUGGCAGGUAUGGGACGACAAGGAACUGGAACAGCCGGUACACAUUUUGAUUCUGAUGCAUAUUCAUAUCCUACAGUCCCGUACUCCAGAGAACAUUUCCAUGAUGAUUGUCCAGUCAAUAAUUAUGGUGAUCCAAACAACGUUAGAAACUGUUACCUUGUUGGAUUAUCUGAUCUGGAUCAGAGUAAAGAAUACGUCCGAAAUAAAAUAGCCGAUUAUUAUAAUCAUCUUAUUGAUAUUGGUGUCGCUGGUUUUAGAAUCGAUGCAUCGAAACAUAUGUGGCCAAACGAUUUGGAAGCAAUACAGGCCAAGACGAAAAAUGUUGAUGGAGGCGGAAAGGCUCUUUUCUACCACGAGGUCAUCGACCAGAACGAUGGUGCUAUCAAAGUCAAUGAAUAUUACGACCUUGGUUUAGUCACCGAGUUUAGAUAUUGCCAGAAGAUAGCUUGGGGAAUUAACAACUUUGGACAACUAAAUGGUGUAGUUGAUUAUGGAUGGGGAAUGUCCAAAUCUGAUAGAGCUCUAGUAUUUGUUGAUAACCACGACAACCAAAGAGGUCAUGGCGGUGGUGGAAAUCUCUUGACACACAAAAAUCCUCGAAAUUACAAAAUGGCUGUUGCUUUUACUUUAGCGUAUAAUUAUGGCUUCACCAGAGUAAUGAGUAGCUACGGAUUCCAAAGCACUGACCAAGGACCACCACAUAAUGCAGACUAUUCAGCUAAAGAUGUCACAAUCAAUGCCGAUGGUAGCUGUGGAAACGGAUGGAUGUGUGAACAUCGAUGGAAUCCUAUAGGCAAUAUGGUCGCCUUCAGAAAUAAAGUAGCUGGCACAGAUUUGAAUAACUGGUAUGACCAAGGUGAUGUAGUAGCUUUUGGACGAGGUAACAAAGGAUUCUUUGCAAUGGCUAAACAAGGUCAUGCUCAGUUGCAGCUACAGUCUGGAAUGCCUGGUGGAUCAUACUGCGAUCUGGUAACUGAUUGUAAGAAGAAAAUUAACGUAGAUGGAUCUGGUAGAGUUAGUGUAAAUAUUGAUAAUAAUGAAGAACCAAUCAUAGCCAUUGUCGUGGACGUAUUCACAUUGACAUUGAACUGA
Lottia gigantea (owl limpet) is the source of this 1458-nucleotide messenger RNA. RefSeq lists its product as hypothetical. Lineage: Eukaryota; Metazoa; Mollusca; Gastropoda; Lottiidae. Gene Ontology annotation, molecular function: cation binding; alpha-amylase activity. The record is from RefSeq and is a predicted model, not a curated record. Gene Ontology annotation, biological process: carbohydrate metabolic process. The transcript is spliced from 6 exons. The coding region runs from base 13 to 1458 and encodes 481 amino acids.